AUGAAUCCAUUUAGAUCUACUACUAUUCGCGCGUUUCAUGCGUCCGCCCAGAUGCUGUUCAAGGAUCCUUACAAGGUUCUAGGAGUAAGCAACAGCGCUUCUGCUGGCGAAAUCAAAAAGGCAUACUACCAGCUGGCCAAGAAGUACCACCCAGAUGUCAACAAGGAAUCUGGUGCUGACGAAAAGUUCCAGGACAUUCAGUCUGCAUAUGAAAUUCUCUCUGAUGCAGACCAAAAAGCCAAGUACGACCAGUUUGGCGCGGCUGCAUUCGACCAAUCAGCAGGAGGCGGCGGUCACGGCCCAGGAGGCGCUGGGUUUGGUGGUGAUGGACCAUUUAAUCCGUUUGGCGGGUUUGGUUUUGGUGCUGGCGGUGGCGGUGGUAGUGCCGGACCGUUUAGUUUCCACGAUAUUUUUAAUGACGCUUUUGGGCGUGGCCGUGGAGGCGGGUCAGGUGGCGGUCGCGGAGCUGCACGCGAGCGCAUGGCUUACAAGGGAGACGAUAUUGAAAUGGCCACGACAAUUACGCUUGAGGAUGUGGCCCAAGGUACUUCUAAGUCUAUUUCAUACUCAACAGUGGACGACUGUGGUACCUGCCACGGUACCGGCAUGAAGACCGGUGAGAAACGUAAGACGUGUCCGUCGUGCCAUGGCACAGGUACCGCAAUGCAUGUGAUCCAGGGCGGGUUCCAAAUGGCGUCGACGUGCGGCACCUGUGGUGGUACAGGUGUUGUGAUUCCCAAGAGCGCUGAGUGUGGCACUUGCCAUGCCCAUGGCGUUGUUAACAACACACGUACCGUUACAAUUGAUAUUCCUGCGGGUAUUCAAGACGGUGCUCGUCUGCGCGUGGCUGGUGGUGGUGAUGCACCUGAGGUGCUUGCUGAUGCCAAUGUUCAGCGUAUUCGCGGUGACCUUUAUGUCCGGGUUAAGGUUGCUCCACAUAAGGUGUUCCAGCGUUCUAAGUCUGAUCUUCUUUACACAACGACGGUGCCAUUUACCACUGCUGCGCUUGGUGGUACGAUCGAGGUCCCUAUGUUGGACAAGAAGAAGAUUCGUCUGAAAGUUCCUCAGGGUGCCCAGAGCGGCAUGGUGAUUACUGUGAAUGGUGCUGGUUUGCCUAUUGCUGGCCGUGGUAAUAGUGCAAAGGGUGACUACAAGGUUUCGGUUAAUGUCAACAUUCUUAAGCCCACAACCGCAACACAAACUGCACUGCUGGAAGCUCUGGCCGAUGCAUUUGGAGAUAGCACGGCACGCCGUGUGAGCCCGACAUGGAAACCAGAGCCCAAAGCUGAUGGUGGUGCUGGCGCCGAGGCUACUGAGGCCACGGACUCAUCGUCAGACUCAUCUAACAAAUGCGAGCACCCAGGGUUCCUUAAGAAGUUGUUUAACUUGGUGACGCAGGCGCACGAAAAGGACCAGAAGGCCAAGAAGGAGAACCAGUAA
Magnusiomyces paraingens is the source of this 1440-nucleotide messenger RNA. RefSeq lists its product as uncharacterized. Gene Ontology annotation, molecular function: heat shock protein binding; ATP binding. NCBI's taxonomy places the organism in Eukaryota, Fungi, Ascomycota, Dipodascomycetes, Dipodascales, Dipodascaceae. The record is from RefSeq and is a predicted model, not a curated record. Bases 1 to 1440 code for a protein of 479 amino acids. Gene Ontology annotation, biological process: response to heat; protein refolding. The transcript has a single exon. Gene Ontology annotation, cellular component: cytoplasm.